Messenger RNA from Pseudo-nitzschia multistriata, 986 nucleotides. The record is from the annotation of a GenBank genome assembly. NCBI's taxonomy places the organism in Eukaryota, Bacillariophyta, Bacillariophyceae, Bacillariales, Bacillariaceae.
CAUACGGAACCAAAAUAUAACACAACACAACACAACACCAGCACGAACGAAGAAGGGCAACGCGACAUGACCGAGACCGACGAACCCAUGGGCGAGAGCGAGGGAAUGAGCAACCCCACGACGCGUCGGAAGAAACCUGUCAAGCCGGCCCUGAAAUCCAGCAGCAGCAGGAGCAGCGGCAACAAUGGGACCACGGACCASGAUUACGACCACCACACCACCACGGACGACGACAGCGAAACGGACAGCAGGAAGACCAGCAGCACCGGCAAGUUUGCGAAGAAGCGCACCAAGAAAGCCAACCGCACCCUCAAGUGGGACGAGGCCAUGAUCCAGGAACACGACCAGCUGCGGGGAACCCGAAUGAAAAUCGAGGAGGCCAACACGCCCUUUGCGUAUUACGACAGCGGAAGCGAAACAGACGGCUCCUUUGGCAGCGCCCGCGGGAUGAGCGUGGCGAGCAACGACAGCGGAGGCAGCCACCGGGAGCGUGGCAAGGGGGGGCCGCCGAACCGCGCGGGAGGGAUCUGCUGGGACGCCCUCACGAACAAGCUGGAGGCCCACGCGGCCGUUGCGGCGUCGUCGUCGUCGGCGGCGKCGGCCCGGUUCGCCCCGGGGAGCGGCGGCGAGUCGGAGGGCGACGGGGACGGCCACCUCCGCCGGCGCGACGAGCAGCGGGCGGAGCUCAAGCGCCUCGAGUUCCAGGAACACCGCAAGCGGCACUACAACGAGAUGGAGGUCCUCCGGAGGUUCCGGCGGGAACACCCCGACGGGGAACCCACUGCGAACGGGCACGGAGAGGACGAGGGCGAGGACGAGGACGACUACGACGAGCAAAACGACGGAGACGACGAGAACGAUUGAACGAAACGGAAUGGAAGGAAACGGAAGGAAAGGAAAGGAAAUGAAAUGAAACCAAAGGGAAGGAAAGGAAAGUUAGUAAAGCAAAGGAAGGAACACAGGAUCAAUCAAAGCAGAGCAUAUCG